Molecule: messenger RNA, 1785 nt
Organism: Eufriesea mexicana
Lineage: Eukaryota; Metazoa; Arthropoda; Insecta; Hymenoptera; Apidae
Gene: Fip1
Product: Factor interacting with poly(A) polymerase 1
Cellular component (GO): mRNA cleavage and polyadenylation specificity factor complex
Source: RefSeq, a predicted model, not a curated record
UUGGUUGUCAAGUGAGAGGAGAAGAAAAAUGGCGGAUGAAAACGAGGAUCAGUGGUUGUAUGGAGAUUCAACUGAUGGAAAAGAAUAUGCACCGACGCCCGUUCAACCAGAAAUCCAAGAAAAUGAUUCAAUUCCUACUACAGUGCAAGAAAAGUCACAAAUCUUGGAAGAUCAAAAAACGGAAAAUAUUCCUGACCCACCAACACAAAUACCUGAAGAAGCAGAACCACAAGAUGAAGAAUCUCCGCCGGUUAAUAAUGCUCAAAAUGACAGCAAUACAGAGGUAAAUAAGAACGGAGUAAGAGAAGCUUCCAGUCAAGAAGAUGGUGAAGCCGCCAGUGAUUCGGAUUCCGAUGACGACGUGCACGUUGUCAUAGGUGAUAUUAAAUCAACACCUGCAUAUGGCAGCCUCAAUAUCAAAAGAGGAGGAUUGCUUACAAAUGCAUCAGGUGUACCAGACAAGUUGAACAAACAACCAGGAAAAUUCAGUAUAGAUGAAUUUGAAACUAUAGGUGUUAUCAAUGGUAUGCCUGCUCAUGAGUUUAAUUUAGAUCAGCUAGAAGAUAAACCUUGGAGGCAACCUGGUGCAGACAUUACUGAUUAUUUCAAUUAUGGUUUUAAUGAGGAAACAUGGAGAGCUUAUUGUGAAAGACAAAAAAGAAUGAGAAGUGAAUCUGGAGUAGGUCUAAUAUUGAAUGCAGGAGGAGGGGGUGGUAAUGCAGGCAGCAUGAGGGUACCUCAGGUUGCAAUUACUAAUGAUAAUAGUAAAUAUUCUGGUAUAAUGGGACCAAAGAGGGCAGGACCACCUCCUGGAAGGAAAAUGGCAGGAACAAUAGAUGUAAUUGGUAGUUCAGGUCUGGCUUCCAGAAGAAAUCUUGAUAAAUCUCCACCAAAAGGGAAUGUGAUACAAGUAAUGACUGCAGAUAGGAGAGAAUACUCUAGGAAACCAGGUUUUCCUGAUAUGAGUGUUCCACCUCCCGGGGCAGAUGAGCCAGCUCCUUUUUAUAUGCCAGAAACAGAUCCGUAUUAUCAAAGCUAUGAACCUACUCAGGAUAAUCAAUGGGGCAAUGAUCCGACGUGGCAGCCGACAAACUUAGCUAUUCCAAUGACAGAGGGAGAAGAUGAUAAGGAUAGUGGCCCAAAAACAAUACCAACUAUGGUACCUCCGACAAAUAUACCUCCAAUAAUGCCACCCAGAGAUUCUCGAGAUCGUGAGAGGGAUCGGGAAAGAGAAAGAGAUCGCGACAGAGAGCUAGAUUCAAUGGGAAGGGAUCGAGAAAGAGAUAAGGACAGAGAUCGUGAUCGUGAGAGAGAAAAGGAUUCCAUGAUUAGAGAACGAGAUCGAGAAAGAGACUCGAUGUCGCGAGACGAAGAGAGAGAUCGAGACAGGUCCCGAUCUCAAUAUCGACACAAAGACCGACAUCGACAUCGAUCGAGAUCGCGAUCUCGUAGACACAAAUCCAGAUCUAGAAGUCCAAGUCGACGUAAGAAGAAAUCUAGACGCUCCGAGAGGGAACGUUCUAAAGAAGAAAGCGAAUAGAUAUAAAAAAAAGAGAAAAAAAGAAAAAAAUACUUACAGAUAUCUGCGGCCAUAUUGGCACGCUAAAUUUAAAAUGCUAAAUCUUUUAAUAAUAUAACUUUUCAUAUGUUACUUUCAAAAAUAUACGUUGAUACAAUUAUCUCACGAAGUAAUGUAAAGCAAGUGCAACAAAUCAUUUAAUCUGUCGCGGAACAGUCAUAUGACAUUCUCCGUGAUUCUCGUUCGUGCAAAAUUCGCAAUUUCUA